UAAACGGGAAGACGGAUGGCCCUGAGUGAUUAAUGAGCUGCCCACGAAGGUCGGUCCACUUUACACGAAGAGCGGCGUCACAAAUAAGUCUCCCCUUCCAUUUUAGGGGGAGAUAACUCACAUCCAGUCCCGUGUCCAUGUCUUAACUCUGACCCGAAGCCAGUUAGAUUGAGAAAAACGCCUCCGCUCAGUUUGUUUUUUUAGCAGGUUACUCAUUUCAGAUCACACACACUAUCAAAGCUCCUAAUCGUUUUUCAGUGUGGUCACAGACCUAUUGCUACCCUGCAGCUAUGCAGCUCAACAUCAGCCUGCAUUAUGAUCCGGCCUUUCGUGUCCCCUUAUGAAUAAUACGAUGAUAGAGUGUAGUUUUACAGGUACUCUACAUUUAUUUUUCAUGCGAUCAGCUUCUUCUUCAGCUUCAUCAACAUCAGCAUCAGCGGGAGAAGCAGCACAGCACGCCAACGCGCAAAAACCCAGAGUAGGGAGCCGAUACGACGUGAGCGCGCAGUAACGCCGCGGCGCGCAUGCACAGCUGUCAGCACCAAGGACAGCAGCCGCUCAGCCCCCCGAGCGACCAGCCAGCGACGCGAUCAGUCCGGACAGAGCGCACGGAGCGGCGGCUGGAGAGAGCGAUACACGCCCUGGAGAGGAAGCCGACUCUAAGCUUAGGCGAUGAUUUAACUCUUCAAAACCGCAAGGAGGUUUGAGGAGAGGGGAAAAAAACACAGAAGGUGUAUAGAAUGCGGGUUGGAUGUUCCUGGUCUGUUUCUAAUAGACUAUGAACAUGCACAUUCCUCCGCAUUGUAUAUAACCACCCAUUUUUUUCUUCAGUCUCCCUCUUCCUUUUCUGGCCACCCUCCCUCGCUCACGCCGCCCACCUGGAUCGCGUCUGCAGUCUUGCGUUCAACCGAGGCUGAGUCGCGCUGCUGUCCAGAAGAAGCUGGUCGAGCCGACCCGCCACCGGAGAGAAAAGCGACCGGUCCGCACUGUGCUGUUUGGUGGUCCACACGAUGCGUCUGUUUCUGCUGGCGGUGCUCUUCUCGUGCUCCUGCGCGCGGGCCGGCUGUGAGCCGAAGAUUGUGAACAUCGGAGCCGUCCUCAGCCACAAGAGAUACGAGCAGGUCUUCAAAGAUGCCGUGACCCAGGCCAACCAGGUCCACGGCAGGGACAAAUUCAAGCUGACAGCCAUCUCGGUAACGCACAAGCCCAACGCCAUCCAGAUGGCUCUCUCCGUCUGCGAGGACCUCAUCUCCAGUCAGGUCUAUGCAAUCCUGGUGAGUCACCCUCCUCAGUCCAAUGACCACCUCACUCCAACGCCCGUCUCCUACACUGCAGGCUUCUACCGCAUUCCCGUUGUGGGGCUCACCACCCGCAUGUCCAUCUACUCAGACAAGAGUAUCCACCUGUCCUUUCUGCGGACAGUCCCUCCCUACUCCCACCAGGCACACGUGUGGUUUGACCUGAUGCGCGAGUUCAACUGGAACCACAUAAUCCUGAUCGUGAGCGACGACCACGAGGGCCGGGCCGCCCAAAAGAGACUUGAGACCCUCUUGGAGGAGAGGGAAACCAAGAAUAAAAAAAGGAACUAUGAAAACCUCGACCAACUGUCCUAUGACAACAAGCGAGGACCUAAGGCAGAGAAAGUCCUCCAGUUCAGCCAGGAGACUAACUUAACUGCCCUGCUGCUGGAGGCGAAAGAGCUGGAGGCCCGAGUCAUCAUCCUGUCCGCCAGUGAGGAAGACGCUGCCGCGGUGUACAAGGCCGCCCGCUACCUCAACAUGACGGGCUCAGGCUACGUGUGGCUGGUUGGAGAGCGGGAGAUGUCGGGUAAAGCCCUGAAUGAGGCGCCAGACGGUCUGAUCGGCCUCCAGCUCAUCAAUGGGAAGAACGAGUCGGCACACAUCAAUGACGCGGUGGCCGUGGUCGCUCAGUCCAUCCAGGAACUGUUUGAGAAGGAGAACAUCACAGAACCCCCGAGAGGAUGCGUAGGCAACACCAACAUCUGGAAAACAGGGCCUCUUUUUAAACGGGUGCUCAUGUCAUCUAAGUACCCAGAAGGCCUCACAGGACGCGUGGAGUUCAACGACGAUGGAGACAGGAAGUACGCCCACUACAGUAUAUUCAACUAUCAGAAGAGUCGGCUCGUUCAAGUCGGCAUAUACAACGGAACGCAGGUGGUAAUGAACAAUCAGCGGAAGAUCAUCUGGCCCGGAGGAGAGACUGAAAAACCACAGGGCUUCCAGAUGUCCACUCGAUUAAAGAUAGUGACGAUACACCAGGAGCCAUUUGUGUAUGUGAAACCCACGAUGCCGGACGGAACAUGCAAGGAGGAAAUGACAUUAAAUGGAGUCUUAAUUAAAAAGGUUAUCUGCACUGGGCCCAAUGAGACCAUCCCAGGUAACACAUCAGGACGCCCAAUUGUACCGCAAUGUUGUUACGGAUUCUGUAUUGAUCUCCUGAUCAAAUUGGCUAUGACCAUGAACUUUACCUAUGAAGUGCAUCUGGUGGCUGAUGGGAAAUUUGGAACUCAGGAGCGGGUGAACAACAGUAACAAGAAAGAGUGGAAUGGGAUGAUGGGAGAGCUCCUGGGAGGCCUGGCUGACAUGAUUGUGGCCCCGCUGACUAUAAACAAUGAACGAGCCCAGUAUAUAGAGUUCUCCAAGCCCUUUAAAUAUCAAGGCCUCACUAUUCUGGUUAAAAAAGAAAUCCCUCGCAGUACACUGGACUCGUUUAUGCAGCCGUUCCAAAGCACACUGUGGCUGUUGGUGGGUCUUUCGGUGCAUGUGGUGGCGGUGAUGCUUUACCUACUAGACCGGUUCAGCCCGUUUGGAAGAUUUAAAGUAAACAGUGAAGAAGAAGAAGAAGAUGCCCUCACCUUAUCAUCUGCCAUGUGGUUCUCCUGGGGAGUGUUGCUGAAUUCUGGAAUAGGAGAAGGCGCGCCGCGUAGCUUCUCAGCGAGAAUCCUGGGCAUGGUGUGGGCUGGUUUUGCUAUGAUCAUUGUGGCUUCUUAUACUGCCAACCUGGCUGCCUUCCUGGUGUUGGACCGGCCUGAGGAGCGCAUCACCGGCAUCAAUGACCCAAGGCUGAGAAACCCAUCGGACAAGUUCAUCUACGCCACGGUGAAACAAAGCUCUGUGGACAUCUACUUCCGGCGGCAGGUGGAGCUUAGCACCAUGUACCGCCACAUGGAGAAGCACAACUAUGAGAGUGCCGCCGAAGCUAUCCAAGCAGUGCGUGACAACAAGCUGCAUGCAUUCAUCUGGGACUCUGCGGUGCUGGAGUUUGAAGCCUCGCAGAAGUGCGACCUGGUGACCACGGGAGAGCUGUUUUUCCGUUCGGGCUUUGGCAUAGGCAUGCGCAAGGACAGCCCCUGGAAACAGAAUGUGUCCCUGGCCAUUCUCAGUUCUCAUGAGAACGGCUUCAUGGAAGACCUAGAUAAAACCUGGGUGAGAUACCAGGAGUGUGACUCAAGGAGCAAUGCCCCAGCCACACUCACCUUUGAAAAUAUGGCAGGUGUCUUCAUGCUGGUGGCUGGAGGCAUAGCAGCAGGGAUCUUCCUCAUAUUCAUUGAAAUUGCCUAUAAGCGCCAUAAAGACGCCCGCAGGAAGCAGAUGCAGCUCGCCUUUGCGGCCGUCAAUGUUUGGAGGAAGAACUUGCAGCCCUCUUCCUCUCUAGAGACUCAGGAUGAUAGGAAAAGUGGUAGAGCAGAGCCCGACCCCAAAAAGAAAGCCUCUUUUAGGUCCAUCAGUACCACCCUGGCCUCCAGCAUCAAGAGACGUAGGUCCUCCAAAGACACGCAGUACCCACCCACUGACAUCACGGGCCAACUCAACUUGUCUGACCCGUCUGUCAGCACCGUGGUGUAGGAAGAGACAGAGAAAGAGAGAGGGGGCGACGUCGAGGUUCGCUCGCCCAGAGGAGAGAGGAAACGUGACGAGGGAGGAGGAGAGGAAGCGGCCGGGGAAAGGCUCCUCGUUCCCUUCCUCGCCAAAGCCGAAGCUUUCAUUUCACCGCCUGCCGACGACGGAGCUUUUGAGAAACCCGCUUGCUGACGAAGUGUCCUGAAAAGACACUGAACUUGCACCUUUUUUUAAAGACAGGAUUACCUGCUCUUAGAUGUUUGUAGGGUCCCUGAGCAUGCACACAAGAACCCAUCUGACUCACAUAUACAAUCUUUUCCUUCUCUAUAUUAUCAGCUAACUUAUUUAACCUUGUUUUGUCCUUUUACGCACAUACAUUUACUUAAUGUUUGAUGUGUUCCAAUACCCUGAGCAGCUGUGUAACUUUUAGCGAGCCAGGUUUAGUUUGGUUAAGUUUACGAAUAAACCAGAUCUGGUGCAUCUAUUCGACAUAUCACUACCGUUUAGGGCCUAGUUAUCACAGUGAUAUCUAGUAUUUCUUAAAACCACAUACUGCAAUACAUGACGUACUGUAAGCUUCAGUGGAGAUCAAGUAUUUUUAAUAGAAACUAUGUGUUUUUAUCUACACUUUUAAGGUUUUUAGACGACAUUUCUUUCAUUGGGAAGCAUUAAUAAUGACACUAAAAGACGAGCAUAAUCUUGUCUACCAGUGACGAUGACGAAAGCAUGUGUGUGUUUGUAUAUGAAUUAAGAGCUUUAUGUAUCUGAAUGGUGAUGAUGAUUAUUGUUUCUCCGAAGGCUAUGGAUCAGAUUUUGUAGAUGUUCAACUUGUGUCUUUCUCCCCUUUAAUUCUGCACUAAUGCACGUGUAUGUAUUUUUAAUAAGAAGUUUGAAUUGUUACUUAGCUUUACUAUUUAUAGCUAGAUAUAAGCAGGCGAUAUAAGAGAUUACAGACUAAUUAGCAGUUUGAUGAGUCAGUUAAGAAUCAUUGGGGUUUUUCUCGCUCUCUUUUUGUUUUCUUCUCUUAAAUGUUGCAAACACUCGGCUUUUAGCCGUUUUGGGAAGCCCCCUCUCCAUCCUCUCUCCUGCCGCAGCAGUCUUUCUCAUUUCCAGUCUCAAAGGGGUUGCAUCAAGGGGCCAAGUUCUUCACCCAACCAGCACUCAGUCUUUCGCGCAAAACCCGCCUCCCCGCGCCAGCGCCGGAGAACUUUUGCGCGAAGGAACCCGAGUGAAUUGAAAGCUUCGCUCCACUUGCGAGCUUGUGUGCAGGUCUUGGUUAGGUGCAAAAACAGGCCGUUUCCCGGUUUCUGGAGAUAAGAAACCACUGCUGCUAAGAAGACCAUCAUGUCCUUUCGGCACUGCAUACAGCACUUUAUGCUGAGGGGUCUCCCAAACCGUAAAGAAGAAUCCUGAUUUGCCAAGAAACAACUGUCAAACAAAUUAACUUCUUCACUGUAAGCUGCUUCAGUUUCGCAAUUCCCCUUUUUGUUUUACUUUUCUCUGUUGGCGAGACAUCUACAAAGUCUAAAUUUCUUAUUUUAAAUCAAGAGGCAACUUCUGAUCUUGUUCUCAUUCAGGCAUCCUGUGCAUGCGUAUGUGUUAUUAUUAAUGCUUUAGUUUUUUUGUUUUUGUUUGUUUGUUUGUUUUGAUGAGUGUUGUUCCUGUAUACAGUAAGUUAGGCUGCAAGAAGCAUUUAAAUUGAAUGAAAUGUAAAUAGAGUCUGGUUACAUGUAGAUGUGGCUGAGGAGGUUGUACUGCGUGCAUUUGGACUGCAGCUGAGAAUGUUUUAACCUAUAGUUACAAACACAACAGGCAUGCAUCACACACACACACACACACACACACACACACACACACACACACACACACACACACACACAAACACAAACACAUCAACACACGUGUACACAAAACCCAUUAAGGGAGAAUUCACUUGUUUUUCUUACCUUUUCCAGUAAAGACCUUGCAUUGAAUCAUCUUGUUUAUACAACUGUAAAUAAAAUAUACUUACAUUGCCACA
This is a messenger RNA of Mugil cephalus (flathead mullet), 5880 nucleotides long. It is a transcript of the gene grin1a, whose product is annotated as glutamate receptor, ionotropic, N-methyl D-aspartate 1a. Gene Ontology annotation, molecular function: NMDA glutamate receptor activity. Lineage: Eukaryota; Metazoa; Chordata; Actinopteri; Mugiliformes; Mugilidae. Gene Ontology annotation, biological process: monoatomic ion transport; ionotropic glutamate receptor signaling pathway; regulation of membrane potential. The record is from RefSeq and is a predicted model, not a curated record. The transcript has 22 exons. Bases 1011 to 3866 code for a protein of 951 amino acids. Gene Ontology annotation, cellular component: plasma membrane; synapse; NMDA selective glutamate receptor complex.